Molecule: messenger RNA, 676 nt
Organism: Eucalyptus grandis
Lineage: Eukaryota; Viridiplantae; Streptophyta; Magnoliopsida; Myrtales; Myrtaceae
Exons: 2
Coding region: 270-641 (123 amino acids)
Source: RefSeq, a predicted model, not a curated record
GCAAAUAUGCUGUCAACCAAACGAGGAACCGAGCACGGACGCGCGAGGUCGUCUUCCGCUUUCCGCAUCAGCCUAGGGUUUCGAUUCGAAUCCGCAUCCGCAUCCGCAUCCUCCAAUCUCCUCCGCUCCGCCGGCCGGAGAUCGCCGCGGCUUCCGGCGAUCUGGAACGCGCGGGAUCGACGAGCGAUUGGGGGCGGCCCCGGAUCGGGUAGCGCGCUCGGAGCGGGGAGAGGGGAGAUGAAUCGCCGGUGCGCGGAUCCAGAGGUAAAAUGACUGGCGUGUCAUUCGGCAUCCGCACCGGGAGUUAUGGAUCGCUGCAGCAGUUGUCCAACGGCGGCGGCGGCGGCGGCGGCGGCGCGUUGCAGAACCACGCCGCGCCGGUCCUCCUGCGGAAGCCCUCAAGCUGGGGCUGUCCGGUUACCGGGAGAAGGAAAAGUUCCUGCCUUUCAUCCGCCGGUACUUGCCGGAAGCGGGUCGCGAUGAUGCUCCUGGUCGCUCUCGCCCUCCUCGUCUUCGUCUUCGGUUCCUUUACGGUCAAUAGAGAAGGCAGCGGUCCUAUAAUAGAUCCAUAUGCGGAGAGCACGAUACCUUUUGUCGAUAGGCGUACGGGCCAUGCCGUUGUAAUGCAUCUCCCAGGGUAGAAGAUAGACAAAAGGGCAGAGGUUCCCUUGACGGA